This is a messenger RNA of Aureobasidium namibiae CBS 147.97, 3303 nucleotides long. RefSeq lists its product as uncharacterized. The record is from RefSeq and is a predicted model, not a curated record. Gene Ontology annotation, biological process: protein autophosphorylation; phosphorelay signal transduction system. The transcript has a single exon. Gene Ontology annotation, molecular function: phosphorelay sensor kinase activity; histidine phosphotransfer kinase activity. Bases 1 to 3303 code for a protein of 1100 amino acids. NCBI's taxonomy places the organism in Eukaryota, Fungi, Ascomycota, Dothideomycetes, Dothideales, Saccotheciaceae.
AUGAACUGCGACCGCGCCUUCGUCUCGCUCAUCGACUCGUCAACGCAAUACAUCCUCGCCGAAGCCACGAGGUCCAUCUCCAUACGCGACUCGACCAGCUUCGCCAACCCUCAAGAUGCCCUCUUUCUUGGUGUGCAGAGUCUGAACAAGGAGUACGGUAUCUGUCCACAGUCCGUCGCCAUCUUCACGGACCGCACCGGUCACCGAGCUAUCAAUACCCCUGGUCUUGUCGCCAAUACCACUCGCUACGUAAUCCGCGACCUGAGAGAGCUCGACCAAUACAAACAUUGCCCAUAUGUCGUCGGAUUCCCCCAUAUGGUGUCCUAUGCCGAGGUGCCCGUCAAGAGCGCUUCAGGCCAUAUUCUAGGAACGUACUGUGUCAUGGACAACAAGGUUCGCGACGACUUCUUCAACGACUCGACCAUCGACAUCCUCAAUGACAUUGCAGCAUGUAUCACCGAACAGUUGGAGCUUCAUGCAAUCAGACACGAGUCGGGCCGGGGCGUACAAAUGAUGAGGGGCUUGUCAGAGUUCAUCGAAAGCAGAAGGUCAAGAGCAGACCGUUCUGGCGCUGCAUCUCGAAAGGCCUCUCUGGCCACUAUCGCCGACUAUUUCGACGACCCUCCACAAAAGCCGGACGCCGGAUCAUUGUCCACUUCGUUGGAUUCCCAGAAGCAAAGUUUAGGCGACGCGUCGAUGCAGGACUCGACUCCACCAACAUCCCCGGAAGACCUCUUGUCCUUGCCCAGUCCUGGAGUUUGCGAUCCGGCGCUGGACAUGUCUCACAAGCCACUCUCAGGCUGCCGGACGAUGAAAGACAUUUAUUCAGGAGCCGCCCAUCUUAUUCGCGCAGCCAUCGAUGUAGAAGGUUUAGUGUUCUUGCACAGGUCUGCCAACAACGUACUGCCAGGCCUCAAGCAGUCUUUGCCAGAGCCGGUAUCAGCUGCAGGCUCUGGCCACAAUGCGACAUCGUCCCUCUGCGAGGUCCUUGGAAGCUCGGUCGUACCUGGCGGCAACAAUCUUGGCACCUUGCAGUUUCCUCUGGUCAUCAACGAUGUCUCGCUUGAUUAUCUCAUCCGCAACUUCCCUCGUGGUUGCGUCUUCGUGUCAGACACCCAGGGUGAUCCUGUGUUUGAGAAAGAAGGUGCUUUCAUCGUUCAGACAUAUUCUCCGCAGACGUCGUCUGCCGUCAAGGUAUCUGGCGAGCUACAAUCACUGAUUCGCAAAGCACGGUCCUUGGUCUUUCUUCCAUUGUGGGAUUCCAUGCAGGAGAGUUUCAUCGUAGGUAUGCUUGGCUGGACCAGCGAUCCCACACGAGUGCUCGCUGAGCAGGACAUGACAUGUCUCUCUGCCUUUGGCAAUACUUUCAUGACUGAAAUUGCAAGAACCGAGAUGACCGAGUUAGCACGCGCCAAAUCCGAUUUCCUUUCGUCCAUCAGUCACGAGCUCCGAUCGCCUCUUCACGGAAUCCACGCCGCUGUCGAUCUCCUACAAGACCCGGAACACGACUCCAAGUCUGACUUGAUCGAAAUGAUUGCAAGCUGUAGCUCUACUUUGCUGGAUACCUUGAAUCACGUCCUGGAUUUUUCGCGAGUCAACAAGUUGACUGAUGUCAAAGUCGAGCCACAGAACCCCGCUCGCGUCGAAAACCAAGAGAUGAGUCAGAACGCUUUCGGAGAGACCACUCAAGAGUACCUGUGCGAUCUUGUCCUGUCUGUGGUUGAGGGACUACAUUUCGGCCAGGCCUCGCGCAAAGCCACUUAUGAAAAGCUACAAAGCACCAUCAUCGACCAAGUUGCCAAACCCAAUCUCUCACCAGACGCAGGACGACGCGAUUCUGCUGGCCAGAAGACGCAUCUUCCGCAAGGUUCAAAUGCCGUUGCCGUCUAUGUCGACAUCGAGAGCCGUUCAGAUUGGUGCAUGAUGGUGUGUGCAGGCGCUUGGAAAAGACUGGUCAUGAAUCUUUUCGCCAAUGCAAUGAAGUAUACUGAUCAAGGCUUUGUCGAGGUGUCCUUGAGAAUAAUAUCCGACCCCAAGAGUCCUGCAAAGCGAUGCGCUCAUCUCCUGGUCAGCGAUACUGGUAUUGGCAUGAGUCCUGACUUCUUGAAGCGAAGUCUUUACCAGCCCUUCGUUCAGGAGAACCCGAUCGCGGAUGGCACUGGACUCGGACUCAGUAUCGUGAAGAAGAUUGUAGAGGAUCUCCAGGGCACGAUCGAGGUGCAGAGCACACAAGGCGUUGGAACACGCUUUGAUGUCUUUGUACCCAUUCCGGCACCGGAUUCGUCUAUACCAGACGCACCACUGCCUUUCGGUGGGCAGAGAUUAGAUCCAGAGUCAGUGCUUAAGGACCGGACCGUCUGCUUGUUAUCGCCACCGGGAAUACACGGUGUUGAUAAUGUCUCAGCUUCCAAUGCGGAGCUGCAACUCCGACGUACGACAACAAUGCAGUCGUGCGUACGGUCAAUCACGCAAUCAUGGUUUGGUAUGAAGGUCGUCACUAGCGACAACUUGGAGCUCGUUGAUACGGACAUUGUCAUUGCCGAACAGACGCAUCUUUCUAAUCUGAUUUUUGCCAAACCUGAGCUCCUGUGCAAGCUCAGCCAGCAACGCAUUGUCUUGGUAGAUGCUCUGCCAGCCCACUAUCCUAGCAAGAGUGAACUUCCUGGCGCUACGGUAAACCUGGCGUACCCACUCAGCCCCAAGACGCUCGUGCGUGCCCUCACUGCCAGCCUGAAAACUUCCCUCGAGCCACAGACUUUGUCGUCAAGGGAUACGCUUCCCUUAGGAAUUCCACCACCGUCUGUUAGAGAACCUGUUGCAGAGAGACUGGAUGUUCACCAGCCUCAAGAAGUUGCCGAGCAGACAAAACAAGACAACAGACCUUCUGGCCGAGUAGACACCGCAGUCCAACAAGACCAACAACAUUUCCUCCUCGUCGAUGACAAUGCAAUAAAUCUGCGCCUUCUCGCAACUUUCAUGAAGAAACUCGGCCACACCUCCGAAACCGCCGUCAACGGCCUAGAAGCCUUUGAAAAGUUCAAAGCUUCGUCUUGGCGAUUCACGACCGUUCUCAUGGAUAUCAGUAUGCCUGUGAUGAAUGGAUAUGAGUCCAGUCGGGCUAUAAGGCGUCAUGAGAUGAGUUUGGAGGACAAGGGUGAGAAGGUUACACCAGCGAGGAUUAUUGCAUUGACUGGGCUGGGCUCUGAAGCCAGCAAGCAAGAGGCAAAGAUGAGUGGGAUUGAUGAGUUUUAUACCAAGCCCGUCAAAUUUGAUGCGUUGAGGGAGGUUUUGGAGAGGAAGUAG